AAAAAUAUUAAGUUCAUUAUUCAAUAUUAUUUUUCUAAAAAUAUUUUUCACUUAUUUAUCAUGAUAUUCCUUUUUAAUAUGAUCAUAGUAACUAUCAUCUUUUUACAUUAUAUUAAAGAAUUUCCAAUCAUAUAUCAAGUCAAUGAAAAAUUUUUAAAUAUAUCUAAUCAUACUACUUUAAUUGAUAAAUUCAAUCAUAAAAAUUCUAAAAAUUAUUAUGAUUAUUUUAAAACAUUCAAUAGAAAUUCUAUUGAAACUAUAUUAGCACCAUUAAAUCAUUGUGAUAUAAAAAUGAAUAAUAAUAAUAAUAAUUUAACACAUAUUAUUAUAUUUAUUGGCUGCAAUUAAACACAACUCAAUUUCGUAAAUGUGCGUUUCAGCUUAGCAACCAAUCAGAAUGAGGCGGGAAUUAUUACAUCCGCCAUCUUCGUAAGCAAUGGCGGUCGGCUUUCUUCGUUCUGUGCUUCUUUCAGCUAUUUCUUUUGUGUAGCUGUGUAAUUUAAUGUCUCAGUGUGCUAAAAUGCCGCAGUUAGUGUAAUGUUCUAUAUGUUGGUGUGAUGUUUAUUUCGAAUCAGCGAUGUUUUCUGGGUUUUUGCUGCUUCUACUCAAGUCAAUGUAUUUCUUCAGGCAAUCUGACUAGUAUUGUGUUAUAAAAUGUCG
Schistosoma intercalatum is the source of this 660-nucleotide messenger RNA. NCBI's taxonomy places the organism in Eukaryota, Metazoa, Platyhelminthes, Trematoda, Strigeidida, Schistosomatidae. The record is from the annotation of a GenBank genome assembly.